AUGCUGAGGAGUGAAAAUGCCUACUGGGCAGCUGCUGCCAUUCUGUCCACACGCAGAGAUCCUCUCUCCAGGAAAGCCAGUUUGCUGCUGCACUUCAUCUUGGAGAAGUAUCAUAAUAAUGAGCAACAUUUGCAUACAGAUAUGCUGAGGCUGAUCAGCAUGAAGUACAAGGAGCACUUCCCCAAGAUCCUGAACAAAGCCACCUCACAACUUAAGUUGGUCUAUGGUCUGGAGUUGAAGGUUGACAAUCCCAACACUCAGUCCUAUGUCUUUGUUAGCAAGCUACCCAUUCCCCCAAGGGAAGAUCCCAAUAGCAAGAAAGAGUUGCCAAAGACGGGUCUUGUGCUUGCCCUCUUAGGUGUGAUAUUCAUGAACGGCAACCAUGCCACUGAGGAACAGGUCUGGGAAUUCCUGAAUGUGUUGGGGGUACACCCUGGGAGGAGACACCUAAUUUUUGGGGAUCCCUGUAAGUUCAUCACCAAAGAUCUAGUGGAGCAAAGGUAUUUGGAAUGCCACCAGGUGCCUUACAGUAAUCCCCCAACCUAUGAGUUCCUGUGGGGUCCCAGAGCCUAUUCUGAAACCACCAAGAUGAAAGUGCUGGAAAUUAUAGCUAAGAUCAAAGAUACUCUCCCUGGCUCCUUCCCUGAUCUCUAUGAGGAAGCUCUGUGUGACAAGGCAAAUAGAGCAGGAAGGAGAGCUGAGGCUUUGGGUUACAGUCUUGCCAAGACCAGGAUUCUUUCCUAG
Molecule: messenger RNA, 744 nt
Organism: Nannospalax galili (Upper Galilee mountains blind mole rat)
Lineage: Eukaryota; Metazoa; Chordata; Mammalia; Rodentia; Spalacidae
Product: melanoma-associated antigen B4-like
Exons: 1
Coding region: 1-744 (247 amino acids)
Biological process (GO): negative regulation of transcription by RNA polymerase II
Cellular component (GO): nucleus
Source: RefSeq, a predicted model, not a curated record